GAUAAGUCAAUGCAUGAACUGGAAUUUUACCGAACAGAGGCCGAGCGCAGCACUUGUAUAUAAGCAACUCGGAGAAGCAUCGAUCUUUCAGCUUGGAACUUUCUCUAAAUGGAUUGCCUUCUGCUUAGCUUCCCCUUCUCACCUCAAACCAUCAUCAGCUCCAGCUGCCACCCCACCUUCAUCGGUAUCCACAAUCUGAGCUAUGGACUAAUCAAGAAGGGCUGGUCGAGGUUAGGAUGUCGCUCCAUCGGUGGAAGCGGAACAGAAGGCGCAGAAUGGCUGGAUGGAGGUUCUCCGAAAGGAAAUGACAAUGGAUCCGUCGUUGGAGGAUUGGAUGGAUCAAGAAGUGCGUUUAGCACUCUGAACGCGGAGAUAACUCAGGAAACAGUAGAUUUCUUUGUCAGCGAUGCGGAGGGCGAUCCCGACCAACCUUCGAAAGGCUUCUGCUCCAUUGAUCAGGCUAUCAAUGCUUUGCGAGAAGGAAAGUUUGUGAUUGCUGUAGAUGACGACGAUGACGAUGGCGAGAACGAAGGAGAUCUCAUCAUGGCAGCAACUCUAGCUAACACCAAGGCAAUUGCUUUUAUGAUGAAGCAUGGCUCCGGAAUAGUAUCUGUCGGAAUGAAGGAAGAGGACCUGGAGCGACUCAUGAUUCCUAUGAUGUCUCCCAUCACCGAGAUCAAGGACCUGUCUGCUGCAGCAGCCACAAUAACAGUGGACGCCAGGACAACAUCUAGUGGUGUGUCAGCUGCUGAUAGAGCAGAAACAAUUCUUGCUCUUGCUUCUCCUGAUUCCAAGCCAGGAGACUUCAGAAGGCCUGGUCAUGUGUUUCCUCUCAAGUAUAGAAAUGGUGGUGUUCUGAAGAGAGCAGGACAUACCGAGGCAUCAGUGGAUCUGGUGACUUUUGCCGGAUUGCGGCCUGCAUCGAUUCUCUCCACCAUCAUUGAUCCAGAGGAUGGUUCCAUGGCAGGUCUGCCUACGUUACGCAUGCUGGCCAAGGAGUACGACUUACCAGUAAUCUCAAUCAGUGAUUUGAUCAGGUAUAGAAGAAAGCGAGAGAAACUGGUGGAAAAGAUUGCUGUCUCCCGGUUGCCUACUAAAUGGGGGCUUUUCCAGGCUUACUGUUACCAGUCCAAAUUAGAUGGAACCGAGCACAUUGCUGUUGUGAAGGGUGAUAUCGGAGAUGGACAAAAUGUGCUUGUGAGAGUGCACUCCGAGUGCCUAACCGGAGACAUUCUAGGAUCUGCUCGCUGUGACUGUGGCAACCAGCUCGACCUCGCACUACGGCUAAUAGAGCAGGUGGGAAGAGGAGUCAUUGUCUAUCUCCGCGGCCACGAAGGAAGAGGGAUCGGUCUAGGACACAAGCUGCGAGCGUACAAUCUGCAGGAUCAAGGACACGACACGGUGGAGGCUAAUCUGGAACUCGGGUUGGCUGUGGAUGCUCGUGAAUACGGAAUAGGUGCUCAGAUUCUGAGAGACAUUGGUGUGCGCACAAUGAGAUUUAUGACGAACAACCCUGCAAAGUUCAUGGGACUCAAAGGUUACGGUCUGGCUGUUGUUGGCAGAGUCCCUGUGAUGUCCCCUAUAACCGAGGAAAACAAGAGAUACUUGGAGACAAAGAGAACGAAGAUGGGCCACAUUUAUGGCUCAGAUCUCCCUGGAAGUUCACCUGAAUUCUUGAGCUCAGAAGCUGAUCAAGCCAACAAAGAAAAUGGAUCAUAAGAUCGAUUCAAUCUCCGAUCUUUUGGGAGCAAUAAACCAUGGAAACAGAGGUGACAUUUUCUUUUCUUCCGCCUGCAUCUUACAUAUUACAAGCUGAUCAAGUUCAUCUCACAGAGUCUCUCUAGUGAAUUCUUUAAUUUUUCCUG
Messenger RNA from Musa acuminata subsp. malaccensis (wild Malaysian banana), 1865 nucleotides. RefSeq names its product probable monofunctional riboflavin biosynthesis protein RIBA 3, chloroplastic. Lineage: Eukaryota; Viridiplantae; Streptophyta; Magnoliopsida; Zingiberales; Musaceae. Gene Ontology annotation, biological process: riboflavin biosynthetic process. Gene Ontology annotation, cellular component: cytosol. Gene Ontology annotation, molecular function: 3,4-dihydroxy-2-butanone-4-phosphate synthase activity; GTP cyclohydrolase II activity. The record is from RefSeq and is a predicted model, not a curated record.